CCUAGACUUUCACUUCUCCUCUCUUCCUCUCUUCUUUCUCUCUUCUGUGCUGCUACAAUGGCGACGUGGGCUACCUUAGACUGCUCCUCAGCCCAACUGGCCCAGCUGCUGGGCCCCAACACCACCGAUGCAGCCAACUUCAUCUGCUCCCAGUUCACCGCCGUGUCCUCCAAGCUCUCCGACACCGCCUACGCCGUCGACACCACUUACCUCCUCUUCUCCGCCUACCUCGUCUUCUCAAUGCAGCUCGGCUUCGCCAUGCUCUGUGCCGGCUCCGUCCGCGCCAAGAACACCAUGAACAUCAUGCUCACCAAUGUCCUCGACGCCGCCACCGGCGGGCUCUUCUACUACCUCUUUGGCUUCGCUUUCGCCUUUGGCGGCCCCUCCAAUGGCUUCAUCGGCCGCCACUUCCUCGGCCUCAAAGACAUCCCCUCCGACUCCUCCUUCGACUACAGCCACUUCCUCUACCAGUGGGCCUUCGCCAUCGCCGCCGCCGGCAUCACCAGCGGCUCCAUCGCCGAGAGGACCCAGUUCGUCGCCUACCUCAUCUACUCCUCCUUCCUCACCGGCUUCGUCUACCCGGUCGUCUCCCACUGGUUCUGGUCAACAGACGGCUGGGCCAGCGCUGGAAAUACCCAAAACCUCCUUUUCGGAUCCGGAGUCAUCGAUUUCGCCGGGUCGGGUGUGGUCCACAUGGUCGGAGGCAUCGCCGGCCUCUGGGGAGCGUUCAUCGAGGGUCCGAGAAUCGGCCGGUUCGACCACUCCGGCCGGUCCGUCGCUCUCCGCGGACACAGCGCUACUUUGGUAGUCUUGGGCACGUUCUUGCUCUGGUUCGGGUGGUACGGGUUCAACCCGGGUUCUUUCACCAAGAUCCUGAGUCCGUAUGGGACCGGAUCCAUGUCAUAUUACGGGCAGUGGUCGGCGGUGGGCCGCACCGCUGUGACGACCACCCUCGCCGGCUGCACUGCCGCUUUGACAACUCUCUUCGGAAAGAGGAUCCUCUCGGGUCACUGGAACGUAACGGACGUUUGUAACGGACUUCUCGGCGGCUUCGCGGCGAUUACUGGGGGGUGCUCCGUCGUAGAGCCGUGGGCAGCAAUCGUAUGCGGCUUCGUCGCCGCCAUCGUUUUGAUCUCGUGCAACAAGUUGGCCGAGAAGGUGAAAUACGACGACCCGUUGGAGGCGGCGCAGCUCCACGGCGGAUGCGGCGCGUGGGGAAUUAUCUUCACGGCGCUGUUUGCUACCAAGAAAUACGUGAACGAGGUGUACCCGGGAAAACCUGAUCGGCCUUACGGGUUGUUCAUGGGCGGCGGAGGGAAGAUGCUGGGGGCCCACUUGAUACAGAUUGUGGUGAUUAUCGGGUGGGUCAGUGCCACGAUGGGGCCCCUGUUCUUCGUGCUUCAUAAGCUGAAGCUGCUGAGGAUUUCGGCCGAGGAUGAGAUGGCGGGUAUGGAUCUGACCCGGCAUGGUGGGUUUGCUUACGCGUACAAUGACGACGAGGACUUGCAGAAGCCAGCGGCGAUUCAGCUUAGAAAAGUAGAACCAAAUUCUUCUUCCACACCCGCUUCCGUUUAGAAGCUAAUCUCCUCUUUUUUUUCUUUUUCUUUUUUUAAUUUUAUGGGUUUGAUAUUUUUUAAUAGUAAUUGUUGACUAAUUAUUAUAUGUAGGAUUUGUGUAAAAUAAUGGUUUUUUUUUUUUUUGGGUGUAAUGGGGUGGGUAGUUGU
Messenger RNA from Prunus avium (sweet cherry), 1724 nucleotides. The record is from RefSeq and is a predicted model, not a curated record. NCBI's taxonomy places the organism in Eukaryota, Viridiplantae, Streptophyta, Magnoliopsida, Rosales, Rosaceae.